AUGGAAGCGAGCUUCCGAAAGCUUCCGAGAGCUUCCGAUUCCGAUUCCGAUUCCGAAGCGGGAAGCGGUCAUCGGACGAAGCUUCCGUGCUACGUAGCUCUUACCAACUGGUUAAACCCUCUGUCUCACAUAGAGGUUCUUGACGUUCUCCAUCAAAAUUCUCGAGGAAUAAUCAAUCAAUUGCGCCGCGACUCCCAAAAUCCAGAAAUGGCGGCGAGGUUCAUGUUCCGACGGAGUUCUCAGAUCCUUCGAUCGAUCCAAAGACAUCCUCAAAUCUCACCACCCUUCGAAUCUCCGACGCCGAUUCUCUAUUCGUUGACCACCGCCUCACCAGAUCUAUCCCGAUUGUCUUCCUUAACCCUCCUCCGAUCUUUCUCAAUCGCCCGUCGCGGCCCAACGCGUCCUAAGAAGGUCGACAUCGGAGCUCGGGCGCGUCAGAUGCAGAAUCGCCGGUUAUGGACUUACGCCCUAACCUUCAGCUGCAUCGCCGGUUUCGUGGUUAUCGUCCUCAAUCAGUUCCAGGAUCAGCUUGUCUUCUACCUGACGCCAUCGGACGCAAUGGAGAAAUUCGCAGAGAAUCCGACGAAGAACAAGUUUAGGCUCGGAGGUCUGGUUCUAGAAGGAAGCGUCGCGCAGCCGGCGGCGUCUCAGGAGAUGGAGUUUGUGAUUACCGAUCUGAUCACUGAUAUUUUGGUCAGGUAUAAAGGAUCGUUGCCGGAUCUGUUCAGGGAAGGUCAUUCCGUUGUGGUUGAAGGUUUCAUCAAGCCGUAUACUGAUGAAAUAAGAAAGGACAUUUCCACAAAACCAGUUUCGCAGAAAGCAAGGAACCUCGAUUGCUUCUUCUCGGCGACGGAAGUUCUGGCUAAGCACGACGAAAAGUAUAUGCCUCAGGAGGUUGCGGCGGCGAUUGAGAAGAAUAAGAAGAUUAUUGAAGCGAGUGAACAAGCGGCGAAAGUGGCGGCUGCGUAG
Microthlaspi erraticum is the source of this 969-nucleotide messenger RNA. NCBI's taxonomy places the organism in Eukaryota, Viridiplantae, Streptophyta, Magnoliopsida, Brassicales, Brassicaceae. The record is from the annotation of a GenBank genome assembly.